Messenger RNA from Anthostomella pinea, 1428 nucleotides. The record is from the annotation of a GenBank genome assembly. Lineage: Eukaryota; Fungi; Ascomycota; Sordariomycetes; Xylariales; Xylariaceae.
AUGAACGUAUCGCUGCAGAAUGGGCUGAGCCAGCUGAAAUGGAUCCGCUUCAAGCACUCGAGGGCGCCUCUGAUGGACAUGGAGAGGUUUGACGACGCAAGUCGGGGCACUUUGGGUGCUUUGAAACUGUUGAUAUUCGGCCGGGGAGGCUUUGUUAGAUCUUUCGGAGUAGUCAUAGCUCUCGGUGCACUCUUACUGGGACCACUCGCCCAGCAAGUUGUCAAGUACGAAAGUAAGGCCGUGGAGAGCCUCGAGGGCGCCAGCGUCAACCGGGCGCUGAACUACACCGGAGCGCUACCAGGGACCACAUCUCCAACCGGUUUCGUGCCAAUCCUACCCCUGAAGUCCGCCGUAUACAACGGACUGUUCGCUGAGAACGGCCGGCCUGGCGCCUCGCUCGCCUUCGAGUGCCAGACUGGCAACUGCACUUGGGACCAUUAUGAGACUCUCGGCGUCUGCUCCGAGGGCAUUGACUUGACCCCCUUCAUCGACCAGUAUUGCGCGUCAAACGCAACGUUCGGCGAUUGCGGCUGGCAAGUGCCGCAAGGCGCAAAACUCAACAACAGUCUGGAAGUGUUCAGCAUGACGUCGCAGGUUCCCGCGGCGCACGGUGACCUGCCGCAUUCAAUGAUCAUGAAGCUCAUUUUCAUGGGCACCGAAGCGUACGAUGGUCUCGCGGGCGAAAUCAAGCCCUGGGCGAAGCAGUGCUCCCUUUCGGCCUGCGUACAGACGCUGGAGACGACAGUCUCGAACGGCGUCAUGAGCGAGACGGUGGUCCACUCAGAUGUCAACCAGACCAUCCUCGACAACACCGACCUCGACGACGGCCACGACCAUAACGUUUACAGUAUUGGUUCUGAUGGCUCCGCCUACAUGGUGAGCCUCGACGCCAUGCUCAGCAUGCGCGGCCCGGCCGCCUUCAACCGCACCGUGACGGAUAGCACGGUCGUCGUGAACCUGACCGUUGGCAUCUCGAGCGGCAAGACCUUCUUCGACCCUGACGUCGUGACGGAGGCGUUCUACUGGAACUACUACGAGUACGCCGACGGGCUCUACAUGCUGAUGCGCGACACGGCGACGUCGAUGACGGUCGCGUUCCGCGGCUUCGGGGCGGAUGCCGAGCCCGUCGCCGGCAGGGCGCUGUCGGAUGAGCUGCAUGUCAGUGUGCGUUGGGCCUUUGCCGUGUUUCCUGUCGUGCUUGUGUUUGGCACGGCGCUGUUUCUGGUGGCGGCGAUUUAUCACACCGAGAAGACGGGCACGCAGGUCUGGAAGAGUAGUGCUCUUGCUGUGCUGUUCCAUGGCCUUGAUGAUGAUACCAAAGCCCAGUUUGGGCACGUGUCGAAUUUGGAGGAGCAGAUGAGCGUUGCGAAAGACGUGAAGGUGCAGCUUGGUGAGUCGGAUGAUGGAGGGAGUCUCCUGAGGACCUGA